AUGUCGAAAGAAGCAGCAAUCGCCCAUGAGGAGCGGUCCUCAGGGCAAUAUGCAACUCCGUUUGUGGAAAAUGCGGCUUUGGAGAGGAAAUCACAGGAUUUUGUGGAAAGUCGACCUGCGUCUUAUUCCGCCCUUGUUUAUCAUGUACAUUCUCAAUUCAUUGGAAAUGCGAAGGAGGCCGGCAUGGCGGACGCUUUGCAACUCAGCUCCUCUGAUUACUCGCUUGCCGUCUCUAUCUUCUUCAUCGGAUACCUUCUCCUGGAAGUCCCCAGCAACAUGAUUCUUAGCCGGACUAGGCCCAGCCUCUACCUCCCGGGUCUUAUGAAAGAAUAUGUUAGAUUCAACAACAAGUCUGACCGCGAAUGUUGCAGCAUUGGUUAUACCGGAGUCAAUACGAAAGGUGGUCUGAUCGGUCUCCGAUUCUGCCUCGGUCUGAUCGAAGCUGGCUACUUUGUAGCCGGCUUGAUUGUGGACGACAUGCAACAUCGUGGAAGUCUUCCCGCAUGGAAGUGGCUGUUUCUGAUUGAGGGUGUCAUCUCAGUAGGAUGUGGCAUCAUUGCCCUAUUCAUCCUGCCGGAUUUCCCCGCUACAACGAAAUGGCUCACACCAGAAGAGCGAGAGUACGCCAUCCGUCGUCUGGAGCAGGACCACAAUUCGAGUCGAGCGGGUGACAUUACUCAUCUGCAAAGUUUCUUGUAUGCAAUCAAGGACUGGAGGACUUGGCUUUUCAUGGUUGCUCAGAGUCUGUGCACUUGCGCUGGCACAAUCACCUACUUCAUCCCAACCUUGAUGGCCGCCCUGGGCUAUAAGGGUAUGGAUGUGCAAUACAUGACAAUUCCUAUCUAUAUGGUCGCGCUGGUAAUCGUCCUCGUGUGUUGCUUCUCUUCUGACAUGCAGAAUGAGCGGCCCAAACACAUCAUGGCUAUGGCCACCAUGUCCACUGUUUCUUUGAUCAUCGUUGCAGCUGUCAAAAAUUCCAAAGUCCGAUAUGCGUUUCUGGCAUUUGGAGCUGCCGGGAUCUGGUGUUGCAGUCCUUUGACUCUCAGUUAUCUAUCGAACACAAUCUAUCGGCCGGCGGAAAAGCGUGCUGUGGCUAUUGGCUUUGUGAAGUAUUCAUUUUUACAGUGCCUUGGCAAACCUAUCUUCUGUCUACAUCCUGACCGUGUUCGCAGUGGAUCCUACAUCUGGCCCUCCAAUACUGCGCCGGCGUACAUCCCCGGCUUCUCGGUGAGCACGUCGCUGAUGUUUGGCUGCAUUGUUACUGCACUUCUCCUCAUGGUCCUUACGAAGAGGUAUCCCUACGAGCUUACGCGAGAUGGAGGUGGCGAAGAGCGGGUACACUCGGGUGAGGUUAGCAGCGGAGAGAUGUAUGGCGUGUAUUAUGGGUCCUGCACCAACCAGGACUGCUGGCAUAGAAUUAGAAAUUGCCCGUUUUGA
Molecule: messenger RNA, 1437 nt
Organism: Rasamsonia emersonii CBS 393.64
Lineage: Eukaryota; Fungi; Ascomycota; Eurotiomycetes; Eurotiales; Trichocomaceae
Exons: 15
Coding region: 1-1437 (478 amino acids)
Biological process (GO): transmembrane transport
Cellular component (GO): membrane
Molecular function (GO): transmembrane transporter activity
Source: RefSeq, a predicted model, not a curated record